Phytophthora megakarya is the source of this 537-nucleotide messenger RNA. The record is from the annotation of a GenBank genome assembly. NCBI's taxonomy places the organism in Eukaryota, Oomycota, Peronosporomycetes, Peronosporales, Peronosporaceae.
AUGCAACUAGCACUGGUGCCUGCUUCGUCACAUGGCGACCCUUCAGUUGGUCCACCUGGUGAUGACUCUUCCAAUGAUGGUGAACCUGACCCGAAACGAUCCCGACUCGAUGACUACGAGGUCGUUCUGGCUGCUGCAGAUGUACCUCUUACGUAUAGAGAGGUGAUGAAUUCGCCGGAUGCAGCGAAGUGGAAAGAUGCAAUCCGAGCUGAGCUUCGCUCUCACAUUCGCAACCACACGUGGGAUAUUGUUCGCCGACCUUUUGGUACGAAGGUGAUCGGCUGCAAGUGGGUGUUCGCCCUAAAACGUAAUGAGCAGGGAGAGAUUACCUUUGGUGUCGACUACCACGAGACUUACUCGCCGGUUGCUGGUCUUUCUACCCUGCGUGUCUUCUUUGCCGUAUGCAACCACCUUGGCUACUUUAUCAAGCAAUUUGACGUGGAGACAGCAUUCUUAAAUGGUGAUCUGGAUGAGGAUGACCAUCCAGAUCACCUGUCUUUAUGGCAAUUCCACCGGGAGUGCGAGCUGGCCAUGGCA